CGUCGGCUCAGACCUUUCCCUGCAGGCUCGUUCAGCCGCCGGCCGAUCACAAAGAAGCGGGGCAAGAUGAGCCUAGCGGAGUCGAGGGCGCAGAGGAAGACGGCGGGGAACCGCAUGUCCGGCCUCUUGACCCGGGAGGAGGAGGACGACUUCUAUAAGACUACUUACGGCGGCUUGGGUUCUGAGGAAUCCGGGGACGAUGAAUAUAACGAGGACCGCUCCGAGAGCGAGGAUGAAGUGGACUCCGACUUUGACAUUGACGAGGGGGACGAGCCCACCAGCGACCACGAGGAGGACGAGCCGAAAAAGAAGCGCCGGGUGGUGACCAAAGCUUACAAGGAGCCCAUCAAGCUACUGAAACCGAAACCCCCCAAACCUAAGCCGGAGGCGGCAUCCAGCAGCGCCCCCAAGAGCCGCCCAGAGAAGCCUCGGCCACAGGAGACCCCGGAAGACAACGUGGACAGUCGGAAGCAGAUGCGGCAAUCCACCACGGAGCACACCCGCCAGACCUUCCUCCGCAUGCAGGAGCGCCAGGUGCAGUCCCGCAAGAAGAAAGGGCCCCAUCCCGACCGGCCGCUGACACAGGAGGAGCUACUGCAGGAGGCCAAGAUCACAGAGGAGAUCAACAUCCGCUCCCUAGAGAAUUACGAGCGUCUGGAGGCUGACAAGAAGAAACAGGUUCAGAAGAAGAGGCCCUGCGUCGGGCCCACCACCCGCUACCACUCUGUGACCAUGCCGCUCAUCACCGAUCUGUCCGUAAAGGAGGAGAACGUGGAUGUGGAGGGGUUGGAGCAGGAGCAGACGGGCCAUCCGUCCACAGCGCCCCCGGCGGGCAAAUGCUCCCGCACCUUCAUCACCUUCUCCGACGACGAAACCUUCGGCCGCAUCUUCCCCAAAAACAAAUCCAAGAUGCCCAUCCGGGAGAUCUGCCCGGUCACCCACAAGCCGGCCCAGUACCGGGACCCCAUCACCGACAUCCCCUAUUACAACGCCCGCGCCUUCAAGAUCAUCCGCGAGGCCUAUAAGAAGUACAUCACGGCGCACGGCCUGCCCAACGCCGCCAUGGCCGCCGCCAUGUGCCCGGCCUCUGGCGCUCCCGACGCCGGCCAGCGCAACACGCGGCAGAAGAUCGUCAUCAAGCAGAGCGUUCCGGUCACAUAACGCCGCGGCGUUGGGGGUCUCAUUAAUGACUAUGGGAGGGCGGACGAUG
Molecule: messenger RNA, 1210 nt
Organism: Nanorana parkeri
Lineage: Eukaryota; Metazoa; Chordata; Amphibia; Anura; Dicroglossidae
Gene: VPS72
Product: vacuolar protein sorting 72 homolog
Exons: 6
Coding region: 67-1161 (364 amino acids)
Biological process (GO): regulation of DNA-templated transcription; chromatin remodeling
Cellular component (GO): nucleus
Molecular function (GO): ATP-dependent H2AZ histone chaperone activity
Source: RefSeq, a predicted model, not a curated record